Molecule: messenger RNA, 2667 nt
Organism: Tilletiopsis washingtonensis
Lineage: Eukaryota; Fungi; Basidiomycota; Exobasidiomycetes; Entylomatales
Exons: 3
Coding region: 1-2667 (888 amino acids)
Source: RefSeq, a predicted model, not a curated record
AUGUCCGCCGGCGUGCCGCAGCAGCCGCACCCAGCGCCGCCGCCGCCGUCGCGGGUUGGCGGCGGGCACCUCUCCGCUCCGCCGCCGCCGCGCUCGCACCACCGCACACCCUCGCCCGCCUCCGCCGCCGCUUCUGCACGCCGCAGCGGGCCGCCUCCUGGCAGUGCCGCGGCCUCGUCCUCCUCCGCACCACCACCACCGCAGCAACGCCGCCAGCAGCAGCGCUCGCACGGCCACGCCAGCACCCACUCCAGCCGCGGCGACUCGCCCACGCUCGGCAGCUCCGACACGCGCCUGCCGCCGCUGCCGCAGCAGCGCCCGCAGCUCUCGCCGCGCCAGUACUCCAACUCCACCGCCCGCUCAUCGUCAUGGCGCGCUCGCAGUCAGGCCUCGCGCUCGGCGCCCACCUCGGCGCUGCCGCCGCUGCCCACCACUGCGCCCAUCACUGAUGCAGGCGCUCGCCGCUCGCCGUCCGACUCGCCCGACCUGCAGUUCAGCGCGUCGCCCGAGUCGACGCUCUCGCCCAACAACUUCCUCGACCUCUUUCCCAGCCCCGAUGUGCACGCUCGCGACACGUCACCUCGCACGUCGGCUGCGCUCGUCGCAGCCGCUCUGGCACUGCGCAAGGCGCAAGAGACACCGUCGCGUCCGGGCGCGCCUUCGCAAGACCGCCCGAUGCUGUGCUCCGAGGCAGCACCCAUGCCGCCGCCGCUUGGUCGUCCGCUCGACCUCACGACUGGACAGCGUAAGCGUCUGCCUAUCGUGCCUCUACCUGCCGUCACGGUGCCUGCGCACGUGGCCUCUACAGCGGACGGCGAGCGGAGCAGCUCGCCACUCGAGUACCGCACGGCACCACUCAGCGGACCAAGCAGUGCACCUUCUCUGCACGAUCAUGUCGCAGCGGGCCUCUCGUACACUCUAGCAGCAGCGCAGCUCAUCACGCCCGAGCCAACUCGCGUCGACGCGAUGCUGAGCCAAGAGGCGAUCAACGUCCUCAACUCGACGCCGAUGCCGGUGCUCCUCGCGCGUGCUCUUGCAAAGAUCAACGACCUUGAGCUCGCGCUCGAGUACUACCGCGACACGGCCGUCCGCGCCUCUGCCGAUGCCGUCUUCUGGGAAAGCCAGUACCAGCGUCUCGUGCGCGACUUUCUCAAGCUCGAAGCCGAGAGUCGCGCCUCCGUACCGCGCCAGACGCCCAACUGGCACUCGCACGACGCGCCGGCGCAGGAGAACUGGCAGCCUCGUCGAUCAUCGGCGACGGCGCAUGCGCAGCCUUCUAGGCGUGAGAGCAGGUGGGGCACGGCUGCAGAGACAAGCCAGCACAGAGCGGCGCGCACCGACAGCCAUCCGCGAGACUGGCGCAACGGCGAGGCGCCUCUCUCCGAAGGGCCGUCCGACGUCGCGACCGGACUGCACGCCCAGCCUCUUGCGCCUCUGCAUCGCCGUGGUGCAUGGAGACGCGGCUCAGCCGAGACGGCUCGCCAGCACCAGCGCUCGUCGAGCGAGUCCUACGAGGCCAUCGGUCCGUCAGCUGUGCCCGCUGCCGUGCGAAUGGCGCAUCUCGCAGCACGUCGACCAUCCUCAUCCUCCACACCUCGUCGUCGCAGCGAGACGACUCCUCUGGCGCAAGAGAUUGUGUCUCAGCCUCGCGAGGUGCCCACGCGUCGCCGCUCGCCGGCGCUCGAGUGGAUGCGCAGCAGCAGCGUGAGCGAGUGCGGCGAGUCUGCGCCGCCCGAGGAGCAAGGGCUUCCAGCAUCGUCCGACGACCAGAUCUACCACGAGAUGCACUCGGACGCCGACAUGCCGCUCAGCGCACCUGCGACGGAGGCGUGGCGCGCCAUCGCACCUGCUCCUCGCGGACCCAGCGACGUGCCCGUCGAUGAGACGUCGGACCACCUCAGCUCGCCUGGCGCACAGCGCGGCUCGGGAGACUGCAUCACCAGCAUCGAUGGUCUCGAACGCCUCGCCGUCUCCGGCUCCGUUAUGACCGCCAACCUCGGCGCUCGCCAUGUCUCGCCCGAAGCGCGUACGCGUGCCUCGCACGCACCUACGACGGGCGGUCCGCAGUAUCUGCUCCAAUCACGGCGUCCAUUCUCUUUCACGCCCAACGCCAGUCCCACACAAGCCUUGCGCUCGCUCGGCUCGCCCUUCGUGCACUACGACUCGCCCGUGUCGGCCGGCACGCACGGGCCACUGACGCCGCUGGACGGUGUCAGUCCCUUCAUUUCGCCGCGCACCUCCGUCGACACGUCGCCUUCGCUGCCCGCCGAUCCGUUCGCCUGGCGUCCCCUCUCCGGGCUCGCACUUUCCUUCGGCGAAGCGCACGACGUGCAUGCUCAGCCACUGCAGUCGUACUGGUCCGAGUCGACGUGCCCUUCGACCGAGGAGAGCGAAGACGGCGCACUCGAGGCCUGGCGUCGCGGCUGCCUAGCCGAGCCAGGAAGCGCCAGCUCCUCGCUGCGCAACCCUUCCUCGUCAUCUGCUGCCUCGUUCGACUCGGCGGCGCCGUUCGACUACGCCCGCGAUGCGCCAGGCACGCUGCAGCACAAUCCGAGAGCGUCAAAGGGCGGCACCGACGCACUCUUCUUUGGCUCGUCGCCCAGCCCGAAACAGCGCCCGGCCUCGCUGCCGCACCAGAUGCAGCAGGAGCCAGUGCACGAGUCCUGA